CUGUGGUUUCAGUAAAUGCAGACACUGUUCAGCUCCAGCCCCAUAAACCUCUCUGCUCUAGGUCUUCUCCGCCCUCUGGUGAAAGCUACUGCUCACCCCUGCAGUCACCACCUGUUCGGGCGGAACCUGCGGAGCUUGCGCCUCGGGCUCCUUCUUUCCUGCUGGGCACCCUGCUUUCCCUCUCCCAGAGAGGGUUUGCAACUUUUCUCCCAGGCUGGGGCUCGCCCUGCUUGGCUAACCCCCAAGAGCCACUGCCUUCCCGCAGCGCCCCUGUCCCGGAGUUGCCUGCCCCGCUGGGCCCCCGGGGAGGAGCCGAGCGCGCUCACCCUUCGCCCCGGGCUGGGGGGGCGGCGAGUCGGGCGCACGCGCACCCCCUGCCCGCCCCUGGCGCCCCUCCCUGCGGGCGGCGCAGCUCCCCCUGCAGCGCCUCCCCUAGCUAGGAGGGAGCGGGAGGGGGCUCCCAGCGCCGCGCAGCAGACCUGCUCCGGCCGCACGCCUCGCCGCUGCCCUCCGGGAGUGGCAGCAGUAGCCCGGGCGGCGUGGGCUGGGGGUUCCCCGAGACUCUCAGAGGGUCUCCUCCCAUCGGCGCCCACCACCCCAACCUGUUCCUCGCGCGCCACUGCGCCGCGCCCCAGGACCCCCUGCUCAACAUGGAUUUUCUCCUGGCGCUGGUGCUGGUGUCCUCGCUCUACCUGCAGGCGGCCGCCGAGUUCGACGGGAGCUGUGUGCCAACCACGAUGCAAACAUGGUGACUGUAUUGGGCCAAACAAGUGCAAGUGUCAUCCUGGAUAUGCUGGAAAAACCUGCAAUCAAGACGAGCACAUCCCAACGCCUCUUGACCAAGGCAGUGAACAGCCUCUUUUCCAACCCCUGGAUCACCAAGCUACAAGUUUGCCUUCAAGGGAUCUAAAUGAGUGUGGCCUGAAGCCUCGGCCCUGUAAGCACAGGUGCAUGAACACUUAUGGCAGCUACAAGUGCUACUGUCUCAACGGAUAUAUGCUCAUGCCGGAUGGUUCCUGCUCAAGUGCCCUGACCUGCUCCAUGGCAAACUGUCAGUAUGGCUGUGAUGUUGUUAAAGGACAAAUACGGUGCCAGUGCCCCUCCCCUGGCCUGCAGCUGGCUCCUGAUGGGAGGACCUGUGUAGAUGUUGAUGAAUGUGCUACAGGAAGAUCCUCCUGCCCUAGGUUUAGGCAAUGUGUCAACACUUUUGGGAGCUACAUCUGCAAGUGUCAUAAAGGCUUCGAUCUCAUGUAUAUUGGAGGCAAAUACCAAUGUCAUGACAUAGAUGAAUGCUCACUUGGUCAGUAUCAGUGCAGCAGCUUUGCUCGAUGUUAUAACAUACAUGGGUCCUACAAGUGCAAAUGUAAAGAAGGAUACCAGGGCGAUGGACUGACUUGUGUGUAUAUCCCAAAAGUUAUGAUUGAACCUUCGGGUCCAAUUCAUGUACCAAAGGGAAAUGGUACCAUUUUAAAAGGUGACGGAGGACAUAAUAAUAGGAUUCCUGAUGUUGGAAGUACUUGGUGGCCUCCGAAGACAGCAUAUAUUCCUCCUAUCAUUACCAACAGGCCUACUUCUAAGCCGACAACAAGACCUACACCAAAGCCAACACCACUUCCUACACCACCACCACCCCAGCCAACAGAGCUCAGAACACCUCUACCAGCUACAACCCCAGAAAGGCCAACCACCAGACUGACAACUAUAGCGCCAGCUGCCAGUACACCUCCAGGAGGGAUUACAGUUGACAACAGGGUACAGAUAGAUCCUCAGAAACCCAGAGGAGAUGUGUUCAUUCCACGGCAACCUUCAAAUGACUUGUUUGAAAUAUUUGAAAUAGAAAGAGGAGUCAGUGCGGACGAUGAAGCAAAGGAUGAUCCAGGUGUUCUGGUACACAGUUGUAAUUUUGACCAUGGACUUUGUGGAUGGAUCAGGGAGAAAGACAAUGAUUUGCACUGGGAACCAAUCAGGGACCCAGCAGGUGGACAGUAUCUGACAGUGUCGGCAGCCAAAGCCCCAGGGGGAAAAGCUGCACGCUUGGUGCUACCUCUCGGCCGCCUCAUGCAUUCAGGGGACCUGUGCCUAUCGUUCAGGCACAAGGUGACGGGGUUGCACUCUGGCACACUCCAGGUGUUUGUGAGAAAACACAGUGCCCACGGAGCAGCCCUGUGGGGAAGAAAUGGUGGCCAUGGCUGGAGGCAGACACAGAUCACCUUGCGAGGGGCUGACAUCAAGAGCGUCAUCUUCAAAGGUGAAAAAAGGCGUGGUCACACUGGGGAGAUUGGAUUGGAUGAUGUGAGCUUGAAAAAAGGCCCCUGCUCUGAAGAACGCUAACAACUCCAGAACCAGCAAUGAACUCCUAUGUUGCUCCAUCCUCUUUUUCCAAUUCCUAUCUUCUCUCCUCUUCUCCCUUUUGUCAGGCCUAGGAGAAGAGUGGGUCAGUGGGUCAGGAGGAAGUCUAUUUGGUGACCCAGGUUUUGCUGGCCUGCUUUUGUGCAAUCCCAAUGAACAGUGACACCCCCCUUGAAAUACAGGGGCAUCAUAGACACAUCAAAGCCAUCUGUGGGUGUUGCCUUCCAUCCUGUGUCUCUUUCAGGAAGGCCUUCAGCAUGCGUGACCCAUACCAUCCUCCAUCCUGAUUACAAGGUGCUCCUAGUAGCAAAUUAUGGGAGUGAGUUAUGGGAGCAGUUUUUAAACAAAAUCUUUGCAAAUGGCUAUGAUGUUAUCUGUUCGGUGUUGUACCAUGAGUAGUAUUGACUUCCCUUGAGAUAUGAUGUAUAAUGUGCUUGUGAAAUUGACUUACCCUCUUCACUUAAGUUAGUUCUGGCCUGACCUGAACUCUGACUUUUACUGCCACUCACUUUAUAAAAUAAGGGUGUGUAAUAUAUCAAGAUACAUUUAUUUUUAUCUGUUUUUUUUUUCUGUUAAAGACAAUUAUGUAGAGUGGACACAUAAUCCCUCAUUAGUAGUAUUGUGUUUUAUGUAAAUGUGCUAUUGAUAUUAAGUAUUUACGUGUUCCAAAUAUUUACAGACUCCAGUUGCAAGGUAAAGGGCAGCUUGUGAUCUCAAGUUAAAAAAUACAUGGUGAAAUGUCAUCCAGUUCCAUGACCUUAUAUUGGCAGCAGUAGGAAAUUGGCAGAAGUGUUGGGUUGUGGUAGCAGAGUGAUGAAAUUUUUUUUUUUUAAUGGCCUUGAGUUUGAUCUCUGCAAAGGAUAGGAAACCUUUAGGAAGACAAGAAACUGCAGUUAAUACAUAAAACUCUCACUGUUCCAAGUUACACUUUAAAACUACAGCUUUUACCAUCAUAACAUGGCUCUCUCUGGUAAUAUGUAGGAAGCUUUAUAAAAGUUUUGGUUGAUUCAGAAAAAGGAUCCUGUUUAUUAAAGCAGGGUGAGAGGAAGCAUUGGGAAAACUCCAUUGGAACAGAUUUUCACACAACAUUUGAAAUAGAUGAAAGUUUAGGCAGUUGUAGUUCAUAACUUCUGUUGCUUGUAGCUAUGUCAGGAUAGGAUAGGAAGCAAGUCUCAUGCUCAGAGGCAUGGGAUGUGUUGGAAUGGGAUUAACACACACUGGAGGAGCAGGGCAAGUUGGAAUUCUAAGAUCCAUGAACCCCCAACUGUAUUUCCUCCCUGCAUAUUUUUACCUAUAUAUUAAAAAACAAUGUACCUUUUAAAGGCAUUAUUCCUGAGGUUUUUCUUAAUUUCCUAUUAAGUAAUCAAAAUAUUUUCUGCUGUUUUUGCCAGGAAUCACAAAGAUGAUUAAAGGGUUGGAAAAAAAGAUCUAUGAUGAAAAAUUAAAGGAACUGGGAUGAUUCAGCCUGGAGAAGAGAAGACUGAGGGGCAAACCAUUGAUGGUUUUCAAGUAUAUGAAGGGUUGGCACAGAGAGGAUGGUGACCAGCUGUUCUCCAUGUGCACUAAGAAUAGAACAAAAGGAAACGGGCUUAGACUAGAGUAUAAGGGAGCAUUUCUUGGGGGCCAUUGUUAAAUUAGAAUACUUCAUAAAAAAAAGAAGCAUGAAAAUCUCAGUAUCUCUCUUUCUCCUUUUAAAAAAUUAGAUAAAAAUUUAUCUAUUUAAGAUGGUUAAAGAUGUUCUUACACCAAGGUAAAGUAACAAAUUAUAGAAUUUCCCAAAAGAUGUUUUGAUCCUACUAGUAGUAUACAAUGAAAAUCUUUAGAACUAAGUAAUCUGGACAAGGCUUAAUUUGGGCAUUUCCCCUUGACCUCCUGAUGGAGAGGGAUUGAAAGGCAAAGAGCCCACCAAAUGCUGAGCUCACUGAAAUGUCUCUCCCUUAUGGCAAUCCUAGCAGUAUUGAAGAAAAAAGGAAACUAUUUAUUCCAAAUGAGAGUAUGAUGGACAGAUAUUUUAGUAUCUCAGUAAUGUCCUAGUGUGGUGGUAGUUUUAAAUGUUUCUUCAUGGUAAAGGUGUAAACCUUUCAUUUGUUCAAUGGAUGAUGUUUCCGAUUUUUUUUUUUUAAGAGAUCCUUCAAGGAACACAGUUCAGAGAGAUUUUCAUCUGGUGCAUUCUCUCUGCUUCAUGUGUGACAAGUUACUUGGCUGCUGAGAAAGAGUGCCCUGCCCCACACCGGCAGACCUUUCCUUCACCUUAUCAGUAUGAUUCAGUUUCCCUUACUAAUUGGACUCUCCCAGGUUCCACAGAACAGUAAUAUUUUUUGAACAAUAGGUACAAUAAAAGGUCUUUUGUCAUUUAACCUGGUAAAGGCAGGGCUGGAGGGGGGAAAAUAAAUCAUUAAGCCUUUGAGUAACGGCAGAAUAUAUGGCUGUAGAUCCAUUUUUAAUGAUUCAUUUCCUUUAUGGUCAUAUAACUGCACAACUGAAGGUGAAAGGGGAAAAUAAAUGAAAAUUUUACUUUUUGGUGCCAAUGAUGCAUUGCACUAAACUGAUGGAAGAAGUUAUCCAAAGUACUGUAUAACAUCUUGUUUAUUAUUUAAUGUUUUCUAAAGUAAAAAAUGUUAGUGGUUUUCCAAAUGGCCAAAUAAAAACAAUUCUUUGUAAAUAAAAACACUGUUAGUAAUA
Molecule: messenger RNA, 5031 nt
Organism: Chlorocebus sabaeus (green monkey)
Lineage: Eukaryota; Metazoa; Chordata; Mammalia; Primates; Cercopithecidae
Gene: NPNT
Product: nephronectin
Cellular component (GO): membrane
Molecular function (GO): calcium ion binding
Source: RefSeq, a predicted model, not a curated record